AUGUCCCUCACCAGUGACCCCGUCUACCAGAAACUCAACAAGUUCUACGAGGCCAACCGUGACACCCUCAACCUCAGGAAGCUAUUUGAAGCGGACAAGGACAGAUUCUGCAAAUUCAGUAAAACUCUGCAGACCAGCAAUGGAGACAUCUUGGUGGAUUACUCCAAGAAUCUCAUUACUGAAGAGGUCUCAAAGCUGCUCAUAGAACUGGCCAAAUCAAGAGGCGUUGAGGCAGCAAGAAAGCGCAUGUUCACUGCAGAAAAGAUAAACUUUACCGAGAACCGCGCCGUACUUCAUAUCGCUCUGAGAAAUCGCUCUAACACUCCCAUUAAUGUGGACGGUAAAGAUGUCAUGCCGGAAGUCAAUGCAGUCUUGGAGAAGAUGAAAGGGUUCUGCCAGAAAGUCCGCAGUGGAGAUUGGAAGGGCUACACUGGAAAAGCCAUCACUGAUGUGAUAAACGUUGGCAUCGGUGGCUCAGAUUUGGGUCCAUUGAUGGUCACAGAAGCCCUGAAGCCAUACUCCAAAGGUGGCCCCCGUGUUUGGUUUGUUUCAAACAUUGAUGGCACCCACAUGGCCAAAACGCUGGCUGCGUUGAACCCGGAAACCGCCCUCUUCAUCAUUGCAUCCAAGACUUUCACCACUCAGGAAACAAUCACCAACGCCGAAACCGCCAAGGAAUGGUUCCUGCAGUCUGCCAAAGAUGCAUCCGCAGUGGCCAAGCACUUUGUUGCUCUGUCUACCAAUGCACCAAAAGUGAAGGAUUUUGGAAUAGACACCGCCAACAUGUUUGAAUUUUGGGAUUGGGUUGGAGGCCGUUAUUCUCUCUGGUCUGCAAUUGGUCUCUCAAUUGCCCUUCAUAUUGGUAAGUACAAUUUAUUUCACUGCUUGAUGUUCAUUGUGUUUCAGGACAAUCACUUCUACAAUGCUCCUCUGGAAAACAAUAUCCCAGUAAUUCUGGCCAUGCUGGGUAUCUGGUACAUCAAUUUCUACGGGUGUGAGACCCAGGCCCUGCUUCCCUAUGACCAGUACAUGCAUCGCUUUGCUGCCUACUUCCAGCAGGGUGACAUGGAAUCCAAUGGAAAAUACAUCACCAAGUCAGGGGCACGUGUCAACUACAACACUGGGCCUGUAGUGUGGGGGGGAGCCUGGAACCAAUGGGCAGCAUGCCUUUUAUCAGCUCAUACAUCAAGGAACUCGCAGGAUUCCAUGUGACUUCCUGAUCCCGGUACAGAGCCAACAUCCAAUCAGGAAUGAGCUGCACCACAAGAUCCUGUUGGCUAACUUCCUGGCCCAGACAGAGGCUCUGAUGAAGGGAAAGUCUACAGAAGAAGCCAAAGCUGAACUGCAGGCCUCUGGAAUGAGCGGAGAGCCACUGGAGAAGCUGCUUCCACAUAAGGUUUUUGAGGGGAACCGACCAACAAAUUCCAUCAUGUUCCCUAAACUGGACCCAUUCAUCUUGGGAAGUUUAAUCGCUAUGUAUGAACACAAAAUCUUUGUCCAAGGUACUGUGUGGGAUAUCAACAGCUACGACCAAUGGGGGGUGGAGCUCGGGAAACAGCUGGCCAAGAAUUGAGCCUGAACUGGAGGGCGAUGCACCCGUCACCUCCCAUGACUCCUCCACAAACGGCCUCAUUAACUUCAUCAAGAAGCACCGGCACUGA
Molecule: messenger RNA, 1661 nt
Organism: Staurois parvus
Lineage: Eukaryota; Metazoa; Chordata; Amphibia; Anura; Ranidae
Source: the annotation of a GenBank genome assembly